Molecule: messenger RNA, 2470 nt
Organism: Lolium perenne
Lineage: Eukaryota; Viridiplantae; Streptophyta; Magnoliopsida; Poales; Poaceae
Source: RefSeq, a predicted model, not a curated record
UACUUCAUUUUGGUGAAGCUUGGCGGACAACCAAAGGUACUGUAGAUUCCUCCUAAACUGAAAAUGAUUCCCACCGAGAGGACAUCCCAUCUGCUUCCUUCGGUUUCUUCGGUUCCUCUCCUCCAAAGAUAAUGAUCAUUUACCAGCUCCACCGCACCUGAUUAUCAGCCAAUUCUUUAUCCGGCGAUUUGAGUUCUCUCUGGAGUCAUUGGAACUUGGAAGCGAAAAGAUAACUUUUGUUGCUUAUCCUCCUAUGUACUGCAGUUGGAGAUACCCAAAAGUGAUCAGGCAUGGAAGCAGGCGAUGAGGAGAGACCCUUGCUGCAUCCCAUACCUCCCGAUGUUGCACUGGAUGGGGAUACAAGGCAUACUGGUGAUGGAACAGUUGAUGCUAAUGGACUGCCUGCUGUUAAGACGAGCACAGGGAACUGGAGAGCAUGCUUCUUCGUUUUAGGUAUCGAGUUCAGCGAAUGCCUGGCCUUCUUCGCGAUAUCUAAGAACUUGGUCACCUACCUCACCAGCGUGCUCCAAGAAAGCAACGUCGACGCAGCAAGGAAUGUGCCUACUUGGAUCGGCACCACAUUCUUCUCGCCGCUCGUCGGAGCUUUCUUGGCAGACACAUAUUGGGGGAGAUACAAGACGAUAGUGGUUUUCCUCUCGGUCUACGCCGUUGGGAUGCUUGUGCUGACGGUUUCUGCAGCACUGCCAUGGAUGCUGCAAUCCUCCAACCAAGUCCGCCGUGUCGCCGUCUACUUAGGACUCUAUCUUACUGCCCUUGGCAACGGUGGCAUCAAGCCCUGCACCUCUGCCUUCGGCGCCGACCAGUUCGACGUCUCCGACCCGGCGGAGCGCAUGAGGAAGGGCUCUUUCUUCAACUGGUACUACUUCUCGAUCAACGUCGGCUCCCUGCUGUCGACCACCGUGCUCGUCUGGGUGCAGGACAAUGUCGGCUGGGGAGUCGGCUUUGCGGUCCCUCUGCUCCUCAUGAGCCUCGGGUUCGUGGUGUUCCUCGCCGGCAGGAGUGUGUACAGGUACAAGAGGCCAGGAGAGAGGAGCCCCAUGGCAAGGGUCGCCCAAGUUGUUGUUGCGGCUACCAGGAAUUGCCGUCUGGACUUGCCCGAUGAUUGCUCUGCCCUGCAUCAGUUGCCUGCGCCAUCAGAGGCUGCCUUCCAGGUUCAGCAUACCAAUCAGUUCAGAUUUUUGGACAAGGCUGCCAUUGUCCCACCACCGACGUUGGACAAGAAAGGCCAGUGGAGGCUAUGCACGGUGUCUCAGGUGGAGGAGGUGAAGAAGCUGCUGCGGCUGUGCCCCGUGUGGGCAUCCUUGGUGGUGUUCUUCAUGGCCACGUCGCAGAUGUCAUCGACCUUGAUCGAGCAGGGCAUGGCGAUGGACAACCGCGUGGGCUCGUUCGCCGUGCCGCCGGCCUCUAUGGCCAGCUUCGACGUGCUCGCAACGCUCGUGCUUAUCCCCGUCUACGACGCUGUGCUGGUGCCCCUGGCCCGGCGGGCCACCGGCGAGGACCGGGGCCUCUCGCAGCCGCGGCGCAUCGGCGUCGGCCUCGGGCUGUCCGCACUCGCCAUGGCCUACUCAGCGCUGCUCGAGAGGAAGCGGCGGAUCGCCGCCGGCGCGGUGAGCAUCGUGUGGCAGGCGCCGGCGUACGGCGUGCUGGGCGCCGGGGAGGUGUUCGCGGUCAUCGGCAUGCUCGAGCUCUUCUACGACCGGGCCCCGGACGGCAUGAGGAGCAUGUGCACCGCGCUCGCGCAGCUAGCGGUCGCAGUGGGGAACUACCUCAACACGGCUGCGCUCGGCGCCGUGGCGUUCGCCGGGUGGAUCCCUGAGGACCUCGACAAGGGCCACCUGGACUACUUCUACUGGGUGAUGGCGGUGCUCGGCGCCUUGAAUCUUUUGCAGUUCUUGCUCUACUCCUCCGUUCCGGCCAUGAGGCACAACAGUGGUAGCACAACUUCCUGAUGUUAAAAGCCAGAUAGAUCCCGCGCACACACACACACACAGUCUAGCAGCAGCUAUUACAAGGAUUUGAUAGGCAAUUUGGAAACAAGGUGAAGAGGCAAGAAAAAGAAUGAGGCAUCAAAUCCGAGGUGGGAGAAAAGAGCCGCCUGAUCCCAAUGGAUCGUUUGAGCAUUGUCUCCUCCGGUCCUCCCUCAUAUACGUAGUAAAUGUGCACAUGCAAUGCACGUCUAAGGCUCAUAGUGGGGAGUAACUUAGACUAGUAACAUAUGUCAUGUUACUAGUCUAGGUUACUACCUUCAUAGUGGGUGGUAACUUAUAUAUGGUGUCAUGCAUUGUGUUAUUUAUUAUGUUGUAGACUCAUUUUGUCUUGGGGUGUGUGAUGUUAUGGUAACAUAGCUAGUUACCAGCUCACUCUCUUUCUUCAUUUAUUCGCAUGCCAUGUCACCAAAAUGCCUUGAGAUGUGUGAUGUUACUAGCUAUGUUACUCCCACUGUGAGCAG